CCGGCUCCCGGGCCAGUGAGACACCGAGAGAUGACGGAGCCCAGGAGAAGAAAAGCAGAGAAGGAGCCGGAGAACCUGAGCGACAAGGACGUUGAUGUUGAUGAUAAAACAGGGCUGGAAGUUGAUGGUGAACCUGAUUUGAAACCUGAUUCAGAUAUUCCUGAUGUUCCACCCUCAAAUGACAGCACUCCUGAAGUAUUCAAUAAGGCCCUAUCAGGAUUAUCUUCAAGAUGGAAGAACUGGUGGAUUCGUGGGAUCUUGUCACUCGCUAUGAUUUCAUUUUUUUUCCUAAUCAUCUACCUAGGACCCAUAGUACUCAUGCUUGUGGUUCUGUAUGUUCAAAUCAAGUGUUUUCAUGAGAUCAUCACUAUUGGUUACAGAGUUUAUCAUUCUUAUGAACUACCUUGGUUCAGAACAUUGAGCUGGUACAUUCUUCUCUGUGUAAAUUAUUUCUUUUACGGAGAAACAGUCGCUGAUUAUUUUGGUGGUCUGGUGCGAAGGGAAGUGCCACUUCAGUUCCUGGUCCGCUAUCACCGCUUCAUCUCGUUUGCUAUGUACCUAGCAGGCUUCUGCAUGUUUGUACUGAGUUUAGUGAAGAAACAUUACCGACUGCAGUUUUAUAUGUUUGGUUGGACUCACGUAACGCUGCUAAUUAUUGUUACUCAAUCUCAUCUGGUGAUCCAAAAUUUAUUUGAAGGCAUGAUCUGGUUUAUUGUUCCAAUCUCAAUUGUAAUUUGCAAUGAUAUAAUGGCAUACCUAUUCGGUUUCUUCUUUGGACGGACUCCACUAAUUAAGUUAUCUCCAAAGAAGACCUGGGAAGGUUUCAUUGGUGGUUUCUUCGCAACUGUUGUGUUUGGAUUUCUGUUUGCCUACGCAUUGUCAAGAUACAAUUACUUCGUAUGUCCGGUGGAGUUCAGCAGUGAAACCAACAGCUUUAUUGUUGACUGCGAUCCUUCAGUCUUGUUCCAUCUGCAGGAAUACGCACUUCCAUCUGUACUGCAGUCUAUUCUUGGAUGGGAAACUGUGCACCUAUACCCAUUUCAGAUACAUAGCAUCGCUCUUUCUACAUUUGCAUCUUUAAUUGGGCCUUUUGGAGGCUUUUUCGCCAGUGGAUUCAAACGAGCUUUCAAAAUCAAAGAUUUUGCUGACACUAUUCCAGGACAUGGUGGGAUUAUGGAUCGCUUUGAUUGUCAGUAUCUGAUGGCUACCUUUGUCCAUGUUUACAUUACGAGCUUUAUCAGGGGACCAAAUCCCAGCAAAGUCUUGCAGCAGCUGUUAGUACUUCAACCAGAACAGCAGUUACAUAUCUACAACAUUCUGAAAUCCCAUCUAAUAGAGAAAGGAGCACUUCAGCCAGCAAUAAAUGAACAGUAGUAUUUGGAUAUCUCUUGUUCUUCAUUAAAGUGCUGAAAACUGCAUGCUUCUAAGUCAGGAGUCAUUUGGAAUUUCUAAAAUACACAAUUUAAGGUGGUUUCUCCUAGUCACAAUGUCAAACACUUUGGUGACUGAGACUUGCUUAUACUCUGUAAUGCUUUACACUGUGAAUAGAAAAACAAGUACAGAGUCAAAUGAUCAACAGUUAGUUUGAAACAUACCCAGUAAUAUAAUUUCAAUGAAAAAUCCUGCAAUUAAUCUUAAAAUCUCAGAUCCAAACUAAAAUCUUUAAUGUUAAGAUUUAUGGUCCUUUCAGUUUAAUAGUUGGGGUUACACUUGAAUUUAUUGUGCAAGGAUUGAUACUAAUUUCUGUAUUAGUACUGUAAUAAUUAUCAAGAUUACAUUUGUUUUCACUUGUUUUGAGCAUGAUCUCUAAUGAAAAUAUUGUAGAUAUGUAGGAGUCUGGUAAUGUAACUGCAUCAGAAUUUAUAUUGUAACAACGCUAUUAAUAUUGGGUAAUCUUAGUGUGUGGUUUUAAUGGCUGUAAAGUAGAAUACUGGUCAACCCUCUAGUCAGUUCUGCACAAUGAGAGAAAACUUACCUGAAGUAAGUGAUUUGGAAUGACAUUUAUGAUACAGUUUUUAUUUUUAAGUGUGCUUGAACUUUUGCAACAAAGUGGGCUGAUUAAAGCCAAUGAUCCAUGAGGAUUAACCUUGUGGCAGAUGGCACAGCACUGGGUGUAUAUAAUCUUUAAGUAUAUACAUAUUAAAUAUAUAUAUAUAUAUAAGAGAGAGAGAGAUACAAGAACUAUUUGUAAUCAUUUAUGAACUUGAAUGUAUUUAAAUAGAAGAACAAUUUAAGUUUGAAUUGUGCUGUAAAGCUGAGGGGAUUUUAAAUUUUAUAUAGUAUGUAUAAAUUUGCCACCUAUAGAUGCAGGUAAUAUUUGCAAGGUGAAACUGGAAUGCAAAAAAUAAGGAAUGAUGCCUUGAGCCAACAUUUCUUGGGGAAAAAUGUUAAGGCUUAUUGCUGCAAGGAGGGCUACAGCAUUAUAGAUCGCUUUGAUUUUCUGACCUGCACCUCUUCACUGGUAGUAUGAAACCCCACGGAUCAACACUUAGUAAACUACUGAAGUAGUGUGCCUUUAGGAAGCCAAGCAUAUUUUUUUUUUUUUGCUGAUUCCACUUAAAUAUAUUGUAGAAUAGUCUGAAGUGUUUAGCUGGACCACGAUUGACUGUUUUAGUUUAUAAUACUCCAGCAAGAUAGUACACCUUUCAGUGAUCCACGUGAGUUGCAUUCUAAACUAUUCAAAAUUUUUACUGCAUAAUGCAUCUUGGUUACAUCCUCAAUAAUCCUGUUUGAAUUAUGAAGGAAACUCUGGUGGUUCAGUUGUUUAUGGAAGUUCCCUUUCAGAGUUUUAUUAUCAUUGUAGAAUUUCUUAAUUGUUUGUUUCUUUGUGACGUACGUUUUCAUUAUGCAGGUUUUAAAUCUGAAAUGCACAAGAAUAAGGUGAUGUACUGCUGCAAAAAAACAAUAAAUUGCUGUCAUUCAGAAGGCAUUUAGCUGGAACCUCAUGACAUACUUGUGAUAAGGCUCAAUUGCACUAUUGCAAAUUGCACAUUUUUUAGAUAUUGAUUUUAAUAUAGAUUAUUUGUGUACAAGCAGCACAUUGUAAUUGUCUAAAAUUUUCAGAAAUUUUUCAAAUUUUAGAUCUUUAAAUCAGGUUUAAGAGACUGCUUUAGGAAGAUGGCGAGCAUUUAUACCAGGGUGGUUUAGCUGACAGAAGUUAUCUUUUUCAGAAGAAAGCCGAGUCAACCCCUUGACCUAAAUCCAUCAUUCAGUUAGUUCAUGGCUGAUCAAUGUCUGCAAUCACCCUGGUUUAAUAACCUGAAUUUGUAUGCCUGACAAAGAUCUAGCAUCAACAAGGAAAGAGAUUCAGAUUCUCACUACGCAUUGUUUGAAGAAAUGUUUUCUUGCCUUGACGGCUUAGCUUCAAUUUUAGGAUUAUACCAACUUAUUCUGAACUAGCCCACCAGUGUAAAGAGUUUCUGCCAUAUCAAUUCCUUUGAUCACUAUAAUUAGUGCACCCCCUUCAGCUUCUGUUAUUCAGGAGAAAUCUAGCAUGAAACAUCUAAGAAGCUACAUACUGCAAUUGCCAGAAAUCUAAAAUUUAACAAAGUGCUGCAAGUACUCAGCAAGUUAGACAGCAUCUGUACUAAGAAAUAGUUGAAGUUUCUGGGAUGACAGCUUCCUUCAGUAUAGUCAUUUUGCACUGUUAGUGAACUGAAGAACUUUUCACUGAUUUUUUUUUUUAAAAACUAAUGCUUUGUGACUGGCUUAUGUUCCUACAUUCGUUUGUACUACGCUUUCUUAAAAUAAACAGUUUCCUCUUCCAAAUGUUGAGCCUUGCAAAGGUUUUUGGGAGUUUGGAAUUAAAUAGCCAUGCAAACAUUUUUUUCUUCUGGGGAAUUGGGUCUUAACUUUUUAAAAAUGAUCUUGUGACAACAUUAACAAGUCAAUCUAUUUUUAAGCAUCUUUAAACACACAAACUGCAGCUAAUGUAUUUUAUGUACACUUAACAAGGUGACUUAGCCAGUUUCAUUAAAGAAAUAUUGAACAAUGAAAGCAGCUUUUUGAAAUGUACAAGAAAAUCAACAAAUGGAAUUCUGAGAUUAAAAAUAGGAAUUACUGAAGUACGCACCACUUGAAAAUAGAAAAUGUGUUAAUGUUUUGGUUUGAGUGCAAUCAGAAAUGGAAGCUGAUGUAAUUCUGUUUUCAGACAUCAAUAAAAAGCCAAAUUAAUAUGUUGGCUUAUUUACUAGUAGUAAGAUUCCUAUCAUUGACAUUAGUGCCUGUACCUUCCAUGUGAAUGUUGAGAAUGACGAAGGGAGCUAUUAAACAUCAAAAAGAAUACUCCAGUAUUGUAAUAGUUGAUUAAUCCUUUCAAAAUGUAAACCCUGCACCAAAUACACAGCAACCUUUUCACUAUUCCUGCUAAAUGUAAAUUUUGUGCGGGAACUAUAUGAUGGUAAUCUUGUUCACCAAAGAUAAAUAUACUAAUCCCUAGUGCAAAAUUUACAAAAAGAAUGUCACACCCUUUAAAACCCAUGUCCCUAGCUCAGCAACCUUGGACAGAUCUAUUACAGUUGUUACAGAGAUAGUA
Rhincodon typus (whale shark) is the source of this 4534-nucleotide messenger RNA. RefSeq names its product CDP-diacylglycerol synthase (phosphatidate cytidylyltransferase) 1 (gene cds1). Lineage: Eukaryota; Metazoa; Chordata; Chondrichthyes; Orectolobiformes; Rhincodontidae. The record is from RefSeq and is a predicted model, not a curated record. The coding region runs from base 31 to 1374 and encodes 447 amino acids. The transcript is spliced from 13 exons. Gene Ontology annotation, cellular component: endoplasmic reticulum membrane. Gene Ontology annotation, molecular function: phosphatidate cytidylyltransferase activity.